This is a messenger RNA of Gavia stellata (red-throated loon), 1503 nucleotides long. It is a transcript of the gene UROS, whose product is annotated as uroporphyrinogen III synthase. The record is from RefSeq and is a predicted model, not a curated record. The transcript is spliced from 10 exons. Lineage: Eukaryota; Metazoa; Chordata; Aves; Gaviiformes; Gaviidae. Gene Ontology annotation, molecular function: uroporphyrinogen-III synthase activity. Bases 50 to 859 code for a protein of 269 amino acids. Gene Ontology annotation, biological process: uroporphyrinogen III biosynthetic process.
CAAAGCUCUCCAGGCAGGAAUCGGGAGUUCUGCAGUUACUUAGUAAACAAUGAAGGUUCUGUUGCUGAAGGAUCCCAAAGACAAAGAUUCAGGACCAGAUCCAUAUAUUGAAGAAUUAGGUUUAUAUGGAUUUGAAGCAACUUUGAUUCCAGUUUUGUCAUUUGAAUUCAUAUCUCUUGAAAGCUUAUUUGAAAAGCUCUCUCAUCCAGAAUGUUAUGGAGGCCUAGUUUUUACCAGUCCAAGAGCACUAGAAGCCAUCAAGAUAUGUUUAAAAGAGAAUAGUAAAAACGAAGCCUGGUCAAAAUCUCUUAAACAAAGAUGGAACACCAAACCAGCAUACGUGGUAGGAAAAGCUACAGCUUCUCUAGUGGAAGAAAUUGGCCUUACUCCACAAGGAGAAAAGUCUGGAAAUGCUGAAAAAUUAGCUGAAUAUAUUUGCUCAAGAGAGAAACCUAAUUCCUCAGCUCUUCUUUUUCCUUGUGGAGCCCUGAAAAGAGAAGUACUUCCUACAGUGCUUAGAGAAAAAGGUAUACCUCUGGAAAGCCUUACUGUUUAUCAAACAACCCAACACGCUGACCUGCAAGAAUCUUUGAGCAGUUAUUUCUCACAACAGGGAAUUCCAGUGAGCGUCGUGUUCUUCAGUCCAUCUGGUGUCAAAUUUUGCCUCCAGCAUAUUCAGAAGCUUUCGGGGGAUUUUAUCAACCAUAUCAAGUUUGCUGCUAUCGGGCCAACGACUGCAGAAGCCGUGGAAGCAGCAGGAAUCCCGGUUAGCUGUACAGCAGAGAGUCCAACUCCCCAAGGCCUCGCUGCUGGGAUCCGAAAAGCCCUUCACUUACAGAACUGCUGUGUGUCUAAAUAAGGGCACAGCAUGCAUUUGAAGGUGAAUAUGGUGCUGUAGGAGGUUUUUCCAUUUUGCAGACCUGCAAGAAGGUAUUUUUCAGGAAUACGCAGCACUGUCCUUGUCAGGGACUGGUGUGAGAAGCUUGCAUCUCAAUAUCUAAGAAAUCUAGAAUUUGUCCAGCAUCUCUUACAGCAUUUAGCUCUUCCCCUUUUCUCAUGUGUGCAGCGCAAGUAUUUUAUGUGGGCGCUCCCUGAAAACUAGUUGUGAGAGGCUAAUCUGCAUCAGAGUAGUAUAUUGAAAUAAGUUCAAUGAUGUAUCACCUCAGGUAUCUCCUAGCACACAAGGUAAGGUUUUCAUUUCUCUGUAUAAUCACUUUUACAUGCACUUCUUUUGUACAAGAAAAGCAUACUUGCAAUGAAGUAUUUUCUGUUACAAAGCUUACUUGUUCAUUGUUGUGCUUUUCAAGUAUUUAUAUUAAAAUGAUGAUUGUAGCGUCUCAAUGGAAUAGGACAAUUCUUGCAGUGAAGUUGCACUGUAUGGAGCUCGUAGCGGGCCAGCUAUUCCCACUAAAUAUCCUUACGGUACAGGGUCUUAAAAAAAUUAGGUUUUGGUUUCUAUUCCUGUAAUGAAGGAGGAUUUAUUAACAGCGAAAUAAACUGGCU